UGACGCGUGGGUUCAAAAUCUCGUCGCAGCAGUUUUGAACGCUCCCAACACUUCUCAGAUGAUUUUUUUUUCAUGAUUUGGUGGCGUUGUAGUAGGCUAUUUGUUUAUCUGCGCCUCUCAAGGACAACUCGGAGGUUUUUUUGUUGUCAAUAUUUUGCGGACCAUGGUACUUUUACUAUAUUCAAAAUGGACUAGAAACGUAAAUCUCAGGUAAAACACGAUUUCUUUGGGCGUGGUGCUCAAGAUUAGGAAGCCAUUCGAUAUAAAGCAUGAAACGCUAUGGGAAUUAGGCUAAAGCUAUUUUUCAUGAACGUCACUUUGGGGAUUUUACCUUAGCUCGUAAGAUAUUAAUAUAAGAAGUAUUGCUAGAAAAGUGUUAUUGUUUUAAAAUGGAAUAGUCCUUCAAACACAAAACGACUCUCGAUGCAGCCUUCAGCACAAGGGACCACUGAACCAACCAGUUACGUUAGUCAAAGGAUUCCACUUGAAAACGCAAGUGAACGAAUCUUUGUGGUGAACUGAUCCAAAAGACUUGAAUCACAGGAGUGAAUCCAAAUCCCCACCACAAGCAGUCGAUGAGAUGCGGGUGGAGCGAGCGCACCAUCAGCCUCCGGAGCAGCGCGCAGGGCUCAGCAUCCAAUCAGCGCAAGGCGGACGUCUUAUAGAUGCUGUGUGCUCUUCACUUUUACUCACUGCAAAGGCGCCUGAUCCGCUGACCUAUCAACAAACUAUGCUUCCAGACUUGGCAGGAGGGAUGUAAAGUGAAUGGAACCCUCUUCACAUCCUUUUUCUGCUCUUGGCUUCUAAUUAAAACUUGGCUGUAGAACAUUUCCCUCUCAAAUGUUUAAUUGCCUUUCAGAUGUUGAUGGACUCAUUUGGAUUCUCUCCAGGGCACUUAAAAUGACUUCAAACACCUGAAAAUUAUAAAUCACUACUCCACAUGUGCUCACAGGGCAUUAAUAAGAAAAAACUCCCGCUGUUGGAAUGACACCGUGACCUGUAAUGUUUAUUCGUUAUUUUUUCAAUAUGACUUGGAUUAACAACGUCUGCCCUUGAAGUGUAGAGCAUUCAGUAAUAAAGAAGCUGGACAUGACUUUCCCUGGAGGGGUUCAUGUGUCAAGGAAAGUCUUCAUCCCUCAUGGCUGUCCCCUUAUCUUGAGAUUCAUUUUAGCUGUGAUUUGUUUGAGUGCAAUGGGUUUUGCGUGUCCCAAGAGUUGCCACUGCUCCGAGAGGAAUGGCUUGUCGGUAGUGCAGUGUUCCUCUCGCAACCUAGAAGAGAUUCCCUCUGACCUUCCUCACGAUACUGUGUCGCUUUUUCUGUCCUCCAAUCACAUCACCAAAAUUCCAAACCAGGCUUUUAAAAACCUUCCCUGGCUCCAAGAGCUGGACUUGUCAAGGAACGCCAUCGAAACCGUGGACGCUGGGGCUUUUCAAGGUGUUACGGAGAGCUUGCGGGCACUCGACCUGUCCCAUAAUCACAUGCAGGGUGUCCCUAAGGAAGCCUUCGCUCGGCUGCAUGCCAAGAUCAGCCUGUCCAACAACCCAUGGCACUGUGAGUGCACUCUUCAGGAGAUGUUGCGCGAACUCAGGCUGGAUCCCGAGACUGUGAACGAGGUGAGCUGCCACACCUCCGUUCAGGAAGAGUACGCCGGCAAGCCUGUCAUCCAGGUCUUGGAUUCGGGCAUAAACUUUUGUAACUUCCACCAUAAGACUACCGAUGUGGCAAUGUUUGUCACCAUGUUUGGUUGGUUCACGAUGGUUAUCGCUUAUGUCAUCUAUUACGUACGGCAUAACCAGGAAGAUGCUAGGAGGCAUCUGGAGUACCUCAAGUCCCUGCCAAGUAGCUCCCAAAUUAGUAAGGACUUUGACACAAUCAGCACUGUUCUCUAGCAUCAGUCAAUGCAGUGUAGGAGUGAAUUUGUUUGGCACAUUGAUGAUGGCAAAACGGCAAGCCUUAUAAGGGAGAGUGGGGUAAGAUGUGUCAUUUCCUCAGUUUGUCCUCAAGGAAAGGAGAAACGAGGAAUCAUGAGAAACCUGUAUUUGUAUGCACUUAAAAAAAAUAAUUUGCUGGGCAAAAACCAAUUCCAAAGUCUUAUUUGCCCUGUACAUUAUUGACAUUUUCAUAUAUAAAGAAAAAGAUUUAAUUCUGAGAAUAUUUUAUUUUCAAUAUUUUCUAAUAAUAGUAUUUCACGCAAUUGGAACCGAAGCUUACCAAAUACCUAACAUGCAUGAAAUGUCUCUCUUAUUUAUUUGCUUUGAGAAUAAAUUGUCUGCUGCAGAAAAUUUAGUUUGACAUGCAAAACGCCAUUUUUU
Molecule: messenger RNA, 2313 nt
Organism: Cyprinus carpio (common carp)
Lineage: Eukaryota; Metazoa; Chordata; Actinopteri; Cypriniformes; Cyprinidae
Gene: lrrc3
Product: leucine rich repeat containing 3
Cellular component (GO): plasma membrane
Molecular function (GO): protein binding
Source: RefSeq, a predicted model, not a curated record